Messenger RNA from Tetrahymena thermophila SB210, 4032 nucleotides. Its product is annotated as E1-E2 ATPase family protein. Gene Ontology annotation, molecular function: P-type transmembrane transporter activity; ATP binding; ATP hydrolysis activity. Gene Ontology annotation, cellular component: membrane. Lineage: Eukaryota; Ciliophora; Oligohymenophorea; Hymenostomatida; Tetrahymenidae. The record is from RefSeq and is a predicted model, not a curated record. The transcript has 12 exons.
AUGAUAUCAAGCCAAAAUCCCCUAAAAGAGAAGCUUAUCCCCUUUGAUUAAGAAGAGAGUGCUAAAAACAUAGAAAAAAAGGAAAACAGCUGCGAUUUCGUUUUACCAGAUGAUGUUCAAGAAGAAGGCAUUAUUAAAAGUAUUGAAGCAUAUGAAAUCUCAAAUAUCAAGUUGAUUUUCUCUUACUUUUUAUUUGUAUUUAGUGGAGGUAUCUUGUACCUGUUUUCAAGAUGGCAAAUUAACUUCAAAAUUAUGAUUUAAAUGAAAUCAUGCGAUUAAUCAAAAGCCAGAUUCUUAAAGAUUACAUCUGGAGAUGAUGUAGAAACAUUGGAAACAGUAGUGAUCAAAGAAAUGAAUAUAGACAAUAAGCUUAAGGAAUAUCUUACAUUUACAUUUAGAUUAUAUUCAUACUACUAUGACGAUUUGUAGAAUUCUUUUCAUCCAAUAUAAUUUGCACUCAAUAGAAAAACUAAUAAUGAAAUUCAUACUUAAUAUGGUAGAGGAAUUAAGGAUUAAGAAAGUUUGGAUUAGCUUAAAUCUAUUUAUGGACUUAACAACACCGAAAUACCUGAUAAAACAACAGUAAAAAUACUAUUUGAUGAAGUGCUCUCUCCUUUCUAUCUAUUUUAAUUAUUCAGUUUUGUUCUAUGGUUUAUAUUACCUUAUUAUUAUUAUGCUACUAUUAUUUUAGUUACUUCAGUUUUUUCUGCUGUAAUCAAUCUAUUAGAAGCAAAAAAUAAUUACUCUAAACUUAAAAAAAUGAGUUACUUUGAAACACCUGUUUAUGUUUAUAGAUGCAUUUAAGAUUAUAUUAUCCAGGGAUAAGGGAUGCUAAAUAUAGCAUUGGAAAUUAUAAAGAAAAGAUAGGAAAUAUCCUCUAUUCAUUUAGUUCCUGGUGAUAUCAUAGAAAUUACAGAUGGUUAAAUUAUGCCUUGUGAUGUUAUUUUGCUAAAUGGAUCAUGUAUUAUGAAUGAAUCUAUGCUUACGGGAGAGUCUAUUCCUAUUAUGAAAUCUUCUUUACCAUACAACAAUAAUUAUUAUAGUUCUUAAGAAGAAGGCAAGUAAUCUACAUUAUUUGCUGGCACCAAAUGUAUCGAGACAAGAUAUUACAUGAAGGGUAAGAUUCCUGUGCUUGGUUUGGUUAGUCAGACUAGCUUUAACACAAUGAAAGGGUAACUGGUUAGAUCAAUUUUAUACCCUAAAAGUAACUCCUUUUCGUUUUAUGUUGACUCUCUCAAAUUUAUUGCUUGCAUGGCUGUCAUGUCAGUCUUGGGUUUUAUUUAUUCUCUUCCAGAUCAAAUUUAGGGUCUCAGAGAAGGAUUUGUUGAUCCUAGAGACAUGUUUUUGCAUUCCCUCGAUCUUGUUACUAUAACUGUUCCUCCUGCACUACCAACUUGUCUUUCAGUUGGUAUAUCGUUUGCAAUAAACAGAUUAAAGAAUCAUAAAAUAUUUUGCAUAUCUCCACCAAAGGUUAAUAUUUCUGGUAAAGUUACUAUUAUGUGCUUUGAUAAGACAGGUACUCUCACAGAAGAAGGCUUAGAUAUGUAUGGUGUUCGUCCAAUUUGUUACAAUUCUCCAAACAAUGUAAAAUUUUUAAAGCUGGUUGAAGAUACUAAGGAUUUAGGCAAGAAUAAGAAAGUGAAAUUAAGUACAAUAGCUGAAGAUGAGUCAAUUUAUGGAGAAUAAAAUCCUUUUUCAUUUGUAGGAGAUCCUGAGAUAGUUUUAAAAGAAUGCAUGGCUAGUUGUCAUGGCAUUACUAGAGUAAAAGGAGAACUUAUUGGUGAUCCUUUAGAAGUGAAAAUGUUUGAAGCUACCUAAUGGGAAUUAAUUGAAAAUGACAUGGGAAAGUAUGAUGAAUUGGUACUCGCUAUUGUGCAACCUACAUAAAAGGAAGAGUUAUUCAACAACGAUGUGAAUACAAUUGAAAAAUCUAUAAUUAAGAAAACACUCCCUACAUCGAUUGGUAUUAUCAAAAGAUUUGAAUUUUCUUCUAAGCUUUAAAGAAUGAGUACAAUCGUCCGUAAUUUAUCAAAUGAUACCGACUUUUUUAGAUUGCAUGUCAAAGGCUCUCCUGAAAAAAUCUUUGAACUUUCACGUCCAUCUUCUAUUCCUCAUAACUUCCAUAAAGUACUUGACUUUUAUGCUAGAAAGGGAUUUAGAGUGUUGGCGUUUGGUAUUAGAAUGUUAAAAAUGACAUAUAGAAAACUUUAAAAAAUGGAUAGGGAAGAUUUAGAAAAAGAUUUAAUAUUCACUGGCUUGCUUAUCAUGGAGAAUAAACUUAAACCUAUAACAACUGAAAUUAUUGAUAAACUUUCUCAUGCUAAUAUCAGAACUAUUAUGGUAACAGGUGAUAAUGCUCUGACUGCUAUAUCUGUGGGAAGAUAAUGUAAUAUAGUAAGAUAAGACAUGAGAGUAUAUUUUGGAGAUUUGCAAGAUGACCCUGAUAAUCCAGAUGAACAAUACAUUGAAUGGAAAGAUUUUGAAAUGGGUGAUAAAGUUUUGGAUGAAGAUAACUUAUAGCCUGUUGGAGGAGUUGCUUAAUAUUAAGAAGAAGGAGUUCCAGAAAUCAAAGAAGAAAAAGAACUAUUCGAAGAAUUAGAAAUUAUUGAGCAUAAUGAAAAAAUUAUUUCUAGCAGUCGUAAUAGCAUAAAGAGUCCUUUUAGCGCACUUACUGGAAAUAAUAGGAGAUCUCUCUUUAAUUAACUUUAAAAGCUUAGAAAAUCUGGAGGUGUCCCGUCUACUUUAGAUUUACCAGAUAUUUUGAAUCAUGAUGAUAAUAAUGAAGAUAAAGAAGAGCAAGGAAAUGAAGAAGUACCUGAAAAAGAAGAAAUGCAGGCUCUCGUUUACACAGAUAUUAAUAUGCUUGCAAAAUACAAGGAACAAUAAGUGCCAUGGGUUAAUCAAGAAGCUUUCGCUCUUGCUAUAACAGGUAGAGCUUUUUCUAAGAUAAUUUCUGAGGCUGAUUAGAGUGAGGCUAAAACUCAGUUAGCAGAAACUAUGCUUCAAAGAACAUAAAUAUUUGCAAGAAUGAAGCCUGAUGAAAAAGCUCAAUUGCUAUAAUCGCUGUAAAAACUACCUUGGAAGCCAACUUGUGGUAUGUGCGGAGACGGUGCUAAUGACUGUGGUGCAUUAAAAACUGCAGACAUAGGAAUAUCAUUAUCAGAAGCAGAGGCCUCUAUCGCUGCUCCUUUUACUUCAAAAGUUUAAGAUAUAUCAUGUGUUAUUUCAUUAUUAAAAGAAGGAAGAGCUGCUUUAGUGACUAGUUUCUCGUGUUUUAAGUUUAUGGCAUUAUAUUCUAUGAUACAGUUUUUCACAACUACUCUCUUGUACACAGUGCAAUCACUUCCAGGUGACUUCCAGUUCUUAUAUUGGGAUGUUGUUAUCAUUCUUCCACUUGCUUUCUUUAUGGGAUUAACAGAUUCUUAUGAUAAACUAUCUAAAUAAGUUCCAGGUUCUAGCUUGGUUUCCUUUCCUGUCCUUUGCUCAGUUAUUGGUUAAGUUGCAAUAAACGGUUUAUUCUAAAUUUAUUUAUUCUUCACACUUAAAAGUCAAAGUUGGUACUUAUCUGUAAAGCAAGCUCAUUCAUAUAUUGGUGACUUAGAUGAACUUGAUGGUAGAAAAUCUUGCUAUGAAUCCACGACCUUGUUCUUCUUUACAAAUUUUCAAUACGUAGCAACUUGUUUGUCUUUUUCAAUUGGUAAACCUUUCAAAAAGCCCUUUUACACUAAUAAAUAUUUCACUGGGUCUGUGAUAGGGAUACUCUUGAUUGGAAUCUAUGUACAACUCUUUUAUGAUCCCUUUACAAAAUACAUGCUAGAUAUAUUUGACAAAGUCUAGAGAGACGAUGAAGAACCUAUUUCUGUGAUGCCAAAAUCUUGGAAUUACUAUUGCUUAUAUCUGUCUGGAAUUAAUUUUGUUGUCUGCAUAUUCUUUGAGAGGUUUGUUUUAAGGUUCUUAACAUUCUUAUAUUUGAAAGUAAAAGGACAAAAUAUUAAAUAAAUAACUACUUUAUAACCACAAAAGAAACAUUGA